Messenger RNA from Patella vulgata (common limpet), 1348 nucleotides. RefSeq names its product 60S ribosomal protein L3. Gene Ontology annotation, cellular component: ribosome; cytosolic large ribosomal subunit. Gene Ontology annotation, molecular function: RNA binding; structural constituent of ribosome. The record is from RefSeq and is a predicted model, not a curated record. Gene Ontology annotation, biological process: translation; ribosomal large subunit assembly. Lineage: Eukaryota; Metazoa; Mollusca; Gastropoda; Patellidae. Bases 97 to 1308 code for a protein of 403 amino acids. The transcript has 8 exons.
AUAUAAUGCCGAUCUUGACAGUCUAGUUGAUCGAGACACAAAUCGUAUUUAACACCGCCUCGCUUUGAUAUCGCCCUUUUAUACGUGACGGCCAACAUGUCUCAUCGUAAAUUUUCAGCCCCACGUCAUGGGUCGAAAGGUUUUUUGCCGAAAAAGAGAAGCAGAAGACAUCGUGGCCGAAUCCAUGCUUUUCCUAAAGAUGAUCCCAAGAAGCCAGUUCAUAUGACUGCAUUUAUUGGCUACAAAGCAGGAAUGACCCAUAUUGUGAGAGAUGUGGACAGACCCGGAUCUAAAUUGAACAAGAAAGAAGUCGUAGAAGGCGUGUCAAUUAUUGAAACCCCACCAAUGAUGGUUGUUGGGGUCACAGGAUACAUAGAAACGCCAGAAGGUCUUAAAACAUUCAAAACUUUAUGGGCAGAACAUUUAAGUGAAGAAUGUAAAAGACGAUUUUACAAAAAUUGGUCAAGAUCUAAGAAGAAGGCCUUCACCAAGAAUGCCAAGAAAUGGCAAGAUGAAGCUGGAAAGAAACUGAUUGAAAGCGACUUCAAUAAGAUGAAGAAAUACUGCAAAGUAAUCCGUGUUAUUGCUCACACCCAGACAAAGAUGUUAAGACACGUUCAGAAGAAGGCUCAUAUUGUUGAAAUACAACUGAAUGGUGGAUCUAUAUCGGAUAAAGUAGACUGGGCUAAACAACAAAUGGAGAAACCAGUGCCUGUUAACCAAGUAUUUGAACAAGAUGAAGUUCUUGAUAUUAUUGGUGUAACUAAAGGAAAGGGUUUCAAGGGUGUUACUGCCAGAUGGCACACAAAGAAACUGCCUCGUAAAACUCACAAGGGUUUACGUAAAGUUGCAUGUAUUGGUGCUUGGCAUCCUAGUAGAGUACAGUUUACAGUUGCAAGAGCUGGUCAAAAAGGUUAUCAUCAUCGUACAGAGUUGAACAAGAAAAUUUAUCGUAUUGGCCAGGGUAUUCAUACUAAAGAUGGAAAAGUUGUCAAGAAUAAUGCUUCAACUGAAUUUGAUCCAGUUGUCAAGGCCAUUACACCAAUGGGAGGAUUCCAUCAUUAUGGUGAAGUCAACAAUGAUUUCCUUAUGAUUAAAGGAGCUGUUGUUGGUACUAGAAAAAGAGUUAUUACCCUACGAAAAUCCUUAUUAACAGCAUUCAGAAGGAAGCAUACAGAAAAGAUUGUUCUCAAGAUGAUUGAUACAACUAGUAAACUUGGACAUGGUCGCUUCCAAACUCACGAAGAAAAGAAAGCUUUUAUGGGUCCACUUAAGAAAGACAGAUUGGCCAAAGAAGCUGCUGCCUAAAUAUUUGGAAUAUCAAAUAAAAUAAAAUUCCAAAGGUUGA